Fusarium musae is the source of this 1344-nucleotide messenger RNA. RefSeq lists its product as uncharacterized. Bases 1 to 1344 code for a protein of 447 amino acids. Gene Ontology annotation, molecular function: magnesium ion binding; thiamine pyrophosphate binding; carboxy-lyase activity. Lineage: Eukaryota; Fungi; Ascomycota; Sordariomycetes; Hypocreales; Nectriaceae. The record is from RefSeq and is a predicted model, not a curated record. The transcript has a single exon.
AUGGCGGACUCCAGAAUUGGGGUCUAUCGCGAGAUUGCGGAGAAGUUUACUGUUGCGCAGCUUGAUCUUGCUGAGACGACGGCGGAGGAGGUGCCGGCUCAGAUUGACAGGGUUCUGUCCCAGGCGCUACAUCAUAGCCGGCCGGUCUACAUAGAGAUGCCCUCAGAUGUUGUAGAGACGGAAAUAUUGUCAGACAAGCUGGAUGAUCCGAUAGAUCCGAACCCCAACACGGUUCGAAACCUUGACGCUGGCAAAAUGGCACAGAGUCUCCUGCAGAAGCUCUAUUCAGCGAAGCGACCUCUUAUUCUAGUUGAUCGAGCUGAAGGUGCAGAAACCGUCAGGCAACAAAUCAACGAAUUCGUUCAAAAGUCAGGCAUUCCUACAAUGUCUUUGCCAUCAGGAGCCAGCAUGGUGGACAGUUCGCUGCCCAACUACUUCGGCGUUUACUCAGGCUCUAUCGGAACGGUUGACCUGACGUCAGAAGUCAAGUCAGCGGACCUUAUAUUGGCCUUUGGAUGCCAAUUCUCUGAUACGCAAACCCUGGGUUGGGAGGUGUUACCAGAACGAAACGUCAUGACUCUCAUUGGGAGGAACCAUAUCGAGGAUGAGCCAGUCAACGUCCAACAUGUUCUCAAGAAGAUGUUUCAGGAGCUUGACAAUACCCGGCUGCCACUCCAAGAUACAUCCUCAUGGGGAGACUUUCGAAACCAACCGCAGUUCGAGGUGUAUCCGAAGGCUUAUAUCAUCCAAGAUGAGUUCUAUAUCCACCUGAACAAACACCUACAGCCCAACGACACAGUCAUCCUCGGCAACGCGACACCAAUCAUAGGAGGCCGCGACUUGGUCCUCCCGCCAUCUUCUCAGCUGAUCGCAUCAGGAAUGUGGUUCUCAAUCGGUCACAUGCUCCCGGCCGCUCUUGGAGUCUCGCAAGCAAAGGCAGUCAUGAAGUCAAGAGGUCGCACGAUUCUUCUUGACGGUGAUGGGAGCUUCCAGAUGACGGCUCAAGAACUCAGCACUAUUAUUCACCAGCGUGCUAACGUGAUUAUAUUUAUUAUCAACAACAGCGGCUACACGUAUGAGAGGUAUAUCCAUGGAAUGAAUGAAGCGUAUAACGAUGUGGCGUCGUGGAACUAUAGUGCUGCCCCGCUGUUAUUUGGGGACGCGCCAGCGAAUUAUCCUAUUCAAUCUUGUAAAGUGAGGAAUAUGGAAGAAUUGGAUGAGAUUCUUAACUCUGAGGGUUUCAUCAAGGGCAAGGGUCUGACCCUUGUUGAUGUUGAGAUGGAUAUGUAUGAUAUCUCGGAAAAAGCCAAGGUUUUAUUUGAGUUGGCUGGAAAGCAGCUGUGA